CUCUCUCUCUCUUCCAUUUCUCCUUAGUUUUGUCUGACUCUACAGAACUCAUUUCUCACUCUGCAAACACUAAAGCCUGCCUUCACCGAAACAGGAACAAACGAAAAACCCCUAAAUUCCGACUCAAAAACCCUAGCCAAGGCCUCCACAAACCCUUCAUCUCUCUCCAUUUCCAUGGAGUCUCUCUCCAAAUCGUCGCACAGGAGGAAGCACUCCACCACUAGACCGAAUGUCUUCUCCUCAUCUUUCUCGUUCAAAACCCCCUACGGCGACGUUUUGCUGUCGAGCGGAGGCGAUAGGAAGUCGCUCCAGCUCCACGAGUACUCGGAGAUUUUCUCCGGCUCCUCUUCCAUUCCGGUGCUUGAUCUCUCUGCCAUGGACGAGCGGGCCGGGUCGGCCCAUAUCCGGAGCUCCAAGCUCGAUUACACCAACAUCUUCUCCGGAUUGACGCAUGACGAUGUGUUUGUGCCUUACGAGGAGCUGCUCAGUGCUUCUGCUAAGAGAGCUAAGCCGCGGGUUCCAGUGGAGGGGCGGCCAUCUAGACAAGAAUCAGGUUCUCGACAUUCUUCAAGAAAGACAGAAAGGCCUCCUAGCGUGACAUCUGAUCGGUCGAUUGAUAGAAGAGUUAAGCUGCAAGAAUCAGGUUCUCCACCUUCUACUGUAAAUAUGGAAAGGCCCUCUGGUGUAGCAUCUGAUACAUCUUUUGAUGAAGGGAAGCUGCAAGAAUCAGGUUCUCUACAUCCUUCAACAAAGACAGAAAGGCCCUCGGGCGUGGCAUCUGAUCAGUCUACCGAUGAAAUUGAGCAGCAAUUUAACUUGUCUUUCAAUAGGACCAACCAAAUAAAUGUUGAGACAUCAGAUCUUAAAACGCACAUAGCAGAGCUCCAUGCUGUUCCUGGAUUUACUCAUUUUGUUGAUGGAAAACGGUCACAUAAGGGAAAGAAUGACAGGCCACCUUUACUCAACCAUGAAGUUAGUCGCGCCUGGAGUUUCAGUGCUGAAGUUGAACCUGUCAAUGCUAAAGGUGGAUCGAGCUUGGAGAAAUCAAGGCUAGAUAGGUCUCACCAUGUGAAUGAAGUUAAUCUCAAAUCACCAGAAUCAGAUGCACCCAUUCUGUCGAGUCAUCCAACAAAUCUAAGUGAUAUCAAGGAAACCAGGCAGUCGAUGGCAUCAGGUUUCACUUCUAAAGAAGAAGUUUCACCGAAGAUUGCUGACGAAUCUUUGGAGGACUUUGAUGAUAACUCAGUUGAUGCUGUAUCUGUUGCUGCCUUGAAGAAGGCCAUAGAACAGGCCCAAGAAAGUAUAAGAAUAGCCAAAAUUAUAAUGGAAAGGAAAAAGGAUGGCGCGCAAGAUGGAUCAAAGCUUAGGCCUACAAGUAAUCGCAUGAAAGUUGCAGGAAGGGAAACUAAAAUUGACCAUGAGGCAUUUGGAUCAAAAAACAACAGUACAAAGAAGAAGUAUGAAGAUUUAGACCCUAUAUUCCCUGCACCUACUGGGAUUGAUGGAAAAUUAACUCCAUCCCUCAGUCACACUGUUACAUGUUUUCCUGCUGAACCUGCUGAAGGCAAAAGGGUGUCAGAGAAUGUUGAAACUGAUAGAGAACCUAAAGAGAUAUUUUCAGGCAGGAGUAAGUUACUUUUUGCCUCAAAUCACAUUCAGAGUGAGAGACCUCAUGCUGAUGAAGAUGUUAAAGUAGAAAAGCUUGAAAAGAAUGUGGAAGCAGAUGAAGUGCAAAGAGAGUUAUUUGCUUCAAAUCGCAUACAGAGUGAGAGAACUUAUGCUGGUGAAGAUGUUAAAGUAGAAAAGCUUGAAAAGAAUGUGGAAGCAGAUGAAGAGCAAAGAGAGGGAAAAAGUAUUUCUGGAUGCGAAGCUGUUGAUGUGGAGCCUGCGAAGGCAGGCAACUCUAAUAGCUUAGUGUCCCCCAUGAGUGAACUUGCAUCUAACCUUGAAAGGUUGGAAAUAGGCACAGAAAUCUCUAAACAGAGAAAUAUAACAGCCGCUCAUAUAAAAAGAUCUGAAGUUGUUCCUGAACUGGUGGAAGGGGAUCUCCAUGCAUUACAAAGGACACAAGGGAUGGAGAAGAGCUGGGAAGAAGAUGAAUUAAGUCAGGCCACUUUUGUUCAUGCAGAAGAAUCUGAAAGUGAUUGGGAAAAGGUUCUCAGCAGUUCUAAAAAAAUUCCUGAGCAUGACAAGGCAGUGGAUGUAGCUUUUAAAAGUUUUAGUAUCUUCCCAGAGGGUGGAGUGAACGAGCAGAGAGAAAAUGAUAGGGAUGAUAAGGAACAGCAUGAAAAGAAACUUGAAGAGUGUGACAAAAUAGUUAAUGCGAGGUCAGUGUCUAAUGACAUGCCAGAUGGAUUGUGUAAUCUGGUUAGGAAUGAAAGUCUGGACCAACAAAAGAUUGACAGGAAAACUGAAACUGACUCCGGAUGCGAAGUGGAUGGCCAGGGACAUGCAGAACCUUAUGAUGCAGAAAUUCGGGAGACAAGGAAGAAUGAGGGCCAGCUCUGGUUUGAUCAGCUGAAGGGAGUCUUACUGGAAGUAAUCAAUAAGGGGAAAUCUGAUGUUCCUCCUGAUGUAGGAGAGUCAAAAAUUAAACUUGAUGAGGAUCAUCAACCACAAAUUAAUGAUGACAAGCAGUGGUUUGCUGAUAAUGCAGAUGUGCCAAAAUCAACAGAAGAACCUGUACCGAAUCAAAUUGAAGAGGAACAUGUUGAUACUACUUAUAAGAGUGAAACCAUUGCCGAGGCAAGCCAUUGCCCCAAUGUUCAGAAGACGGAAACUGAGAAAACAGACUAUAUUAAGUUGGGUGCUGGCAGAGGUGAAGGUCAGGAGGCUACUUAUCAAGAGGAUAUAAAUGAAGCUGUUAAUUUGAGUGGUGGGGAGGCUAGCGUCAUCUUUGAUGCGCCUCAUACUAAUGGAUCUGGAAAUAUUGUUGCUGAAACUGAAGAAUCCUGUCCUGUUCAAUCACACAGCAAAGUGGAAGAACAUCAGAAAUCCGUCAAAAAUUCUGAAGAGGACGUGCUCAAAUCUAAUGGAUCAGUUUCUGCACUUGACGAGGACAAGAUGGAAGAAGGAUCAUCCAGUCGGCUGGAUGAUGAAAUACUUAGAUCUAACCAUUUGCAUCGAAGUGCCUCUGAAGAGAUUUUUGUGAAAAACGAACUGCUCGAUACUUUUGAAGGUCUUCCUUCUGAUAGCCAAACGGAAGCUGUUGAUGUCAUGGAUGUAGAUUCCGAAGAAAGCCUGUUACAAGAUGAGGAUGUAUCUAAAACAACCAGUGAUAUCCAUGAUGCUCCGCAAGAAUAUGCUACUGAAAACAAUAGACAAGAUAUACCUCAGGACCUUGAAUCUCAUUUCAGAGGAGUAGAAUUGAAUUUCCCAGAUGUAGACCAGGUGUUGGAGCAAGACGCGGAGAGGGAUGAAGGACCUAUAUCAGACUCAAGCUUCGAGAAGACAAGUGAUGUAUCUUCUGAAAAAUCUGAAGAAUGUCCAGAAAAUGAAAAGACCGCGACCUCAAACAUGGAAGAACUAAGCGAUUACAUGGUUUCCGAUGAAAGAAAACAUGCCGAUGAACAAAGUGAAGAAUUACACUCUCAGUUGCAUGAUGAACCCAUAGAAAUGGAUAAAUCGUCGGAAACAGAGGAAGCUGUAGAUACAGAUGUGAAUGUGGAAAAGGAUGAGGAAAAACAUGUUCGAACGACAUCAAUGGAAGAGAAUCAAGAGAUAGAUGCCAAAGAAGGUAUGCAAAACUUUGAUAGCAAUGAUCAACAGCAAAGAAUAGAAGCCAUAAAAAAGGGAAGAGAGCGGGAAAAGGAUAGGAUAGUUGUGGAGAGGGCAAUUCGUGAAGCUCGUGAGAGAGCAUUUGCUGAAGUUCGAGAAAGGGCAGAAAGAGCUGCUGUGGAGAGAGCAGCUACUGAAGUUCGGCAAAGGGUUAGGGCAGAGGCUCGGGAAAAGGUUGAGAAGCCUUCUGUGGUUAAGCAACCACUUGAUAAGGCCGCCGCAGAAGCCAGGCUUAAAGCUGAACGAGCUGCAGUAGAAAGAUCCACAGCCACAGAAGCCAAGCUUAAAGCUGAACGAGCUGCAGUAGAAAGAUCCACAGCCACAGAAGCAAAGCUCAAAGCUGAACGAGCUGCAGUAGAAAGAGCCACAGCAGAGGCCCGUGUGCGUGCUCUAGAGAAAGCAAAGUCCCUUAAAACUUCAGGAGAGUUGAAAGCACCAGCUGACAGACACUCCACUGAGAAGUUUUCUAGUUCUUCCAGAAAUAAUGCACUGAAGCACAGCUUUUCUUCCUCGGAAUUGGAGACUGGAACAAAUGUUGAAUCAGCACAAAGGCGUAAAGCAAGACUGGAGAGGCAUCAGAGGAUAAUGGAGCGAGCAGCAAAAGCACUUGCAGAGAAGAAUAUGCGGGACCAUCUUGUGCAGAAAGAGCAGGCUGAGAGAAAUAGACUUGCUGAAUCUCUUGAUGCUGAUGUUAAAAGAUGGGCCACAGGAAAGGAGGGAAACUUGCGUGCACUUCUCUCAACCUUGCAAUAUAUCCUUGGUCCAGAAAGUGGGUGGCAGUCUAUUUCAUUGACGGAGAUCAUUACAACUGCAGCUGUGAAGAAGGCUUACCGAAAGGCAACUUUGUGUGUACACCCUGACAAGCUGCAACAAAGAGGAGCUAGUGUUCAACAAAAGUACAUCUGCGAAAAGGUUUUUGAUCUUCUCAAGGCGGCAUGGAGCAGGUUCAACUCAGACGAGAGAUGACUGAGUAAGCGGUACAGUAGCCGCUGCACUCCUCUUUAUUCGUUUGUUUUAUUUAUUUAUUUUUCUCUGGAGGGGUGUUAUUUCAUGCUGUAGUAGAUAGAGUUGGGUGAACUACUGAACUACAAUUAUUUGGAGACCCUUUAUUUAUAGAUAAUUAUCUAGAUGUAAUUUCAUUACUAUGAACAAGUAAUAUGCAAGAAAAAGAGUGAAGUUUUUAA
Messenger RNA from Salvia hispanica, 4961 nucleotides. RefSeq lists its product as uncharacterized. The record is from RefSeq and is a predicted model, not a curated record. Gene Ontology annotation, biological process: clathrin-dependent endocytosis; clathrin coat disassembly. Gene Ontology annotation, cellular component: intracellular membrane-bounded organelle; vesicle; cytoplasm. Gene Ontology annotation, molecular function: clathrin binding. Lineage: Eukaryota; Viridiplantae; Streptophyta; Magnoliopsida; Lamiales; Lamiaceae.